UGGCACUUUCCACUUAGUCCUUUCUCCUACCUCGUCAUGCCCCGAGCCAAUCUCGAAGCUCCCUCCAGGCUUUCGGCAAUUGUCAACAAUUUAAGAGCCCAACCGCGGUUGACUCUACCCCAACUCUCCUCUCUCCGUCUCACGCUCGCGUCUCGCAAUGACCACUUCGGCGCUCGACAUUUCCUCAAGGAGCAGCUGCCGCGGAUACGUUUUGCAAACCCGGACCUUGACAUCAAAGUCCGCAAACUAAUCAAACGACCACAAGAUGAAUGGAGGCCUGAGAUUGAGUUGUCUUUCCGUGAUGGCAAAACGCAAACAAUGAAUUUGCAUGCACAAUGGUCAACCUCCAUCGUGCGCAGCCUCAUGGAUGCCGCAGGUUCCCCUGCGUGGUUCCGUUGGCUGACUGAAGUAGAACGGACUGGGGCGCCAAUCUUUCCAGGUCAAGAAAAUGCGCAGGAGAGCAUUUCUGCCCGUAGCGUUGGCCCUGAACCUCGGUUUUCGUAUGACCAAUGGAAAGCCAAACACCCUGGAAAGAUACGGGAUGUGAAGAAGCAACAGAGGGCGGCAGUUCGGCCAGUUGUGCUUGUCGAUCGUGCACAGGCAACGAUAGAAGCGGGGCAGAGAAAACAGGCGAGAAAGGAGGCAAAACAGGCGAUGCUGGAUGCACCACGAUUGGCUGAGGAAGAGGCUGAAAGACGUGUUGCGGAAGAAUUGGCCUCCAAACCUCGCACAGGUGCAGCAGCUAUAUUACCUUGAGCACAUAUCGUCACUACAAUUUGAUUGGUUGGUUGAACGUGGGUUGACUGGACAUCUUUCUACAUACAUAUGCGGAAUUAGAG
Molecule: messenger RNA, 839 nt
Organism: Mycena citricolor
Lineage: Eukaryota; Fungi; Basidiomycota; Agaricomycetes; Agaricales; Mycenaceae
Source: the annotation of a GenBank genome assembly